CAGAGGUUGCUAUUGAGCACAGGAGUGAUGGGCACAGCCUCCGAAUCACGGCUUCCUAGACCCGAAAUGCAGAACUGAAAAGACUUCCUUUUCUUCCCUCUGCUAAGCUGCAAAAUUGAUCCUACCUACGUUGGCUGGAAAUCUCGAAGGUGGAAAGGACAGUGUCUCCAGCCCAUCGAUUGAUAGAGCUAUGGGAGGAAGGAGGAGCUAAACGUCCCAUGCCUCUUAACCAGUCAUGCAGGUUUGCUGAUAAAACAGAACGCCACGGGAGCACAGCUGCUAAUUGCAUGCACGUUUACAGUCCAAGGCUCAUCAUGACCAAGCAACGAGUCCUACAGGUAUCCCCUUUGCACCCAAGAAAUGCCAUCUGUGUGGUGGGCACAGAGGUCUUCCUAGACAUACGCAGAUCCAUCCCAAGGGGUGCCACAUCAUUUGACGUCCAUGGUACCUCCGGAGUCAGGGUCUACAUUAUUUAUAACCAUGACUUUGUGAAGGAACCUAUGAGCGAAACACGAUGGCCUCUGGAUGCUAACAUAGAGAUCACAAUCACCAUGGACUUUCCAAGCGAGACCGUCAAUGAUAAUAAGGUUAGGAUUUCAUACUAUGGAGAGAACGGCAAUGAACCUAUAGAGACCGCUUGGUUGUACCUCACCUGUGUCAGUGUUUCUCUGGACACCGACACAAACCGCACCGGGGUGGUGGAGAGCAGUGAAGCAGAGAAGACAAAAUGGACAUGGGGCCCUGAUGGGCACGGAGCCGUGCUGUUAGUGAACUGUGACAGGGACAGCCUGGGCUCCGGGGGCACGGACAACACUCACCCACGCGUGCAAUCCUACGCAGAUCUUCAGGAUAUGUCAAUUAUGAUACUGCGAACGCAAGGCCCCAGUGCCCUUUUUGCUGAAAACAAAUUGGUUCUUCAGGUCCCCGCGUCUGAGGCUGAUAAAGUGAGAGUUUUCCAUGCUGCCGGCAAUGACUCCUACUACCAGUACAAGCCCGUUCUGGGACCAGACAAGCUCUCCUAUGCAGUGGACCAUGCCAGCAGACAGGAGAUUACCUUCUAUGUAGAGGGACUGGCCUUCCCAGACCAGGACUUCUCUGGGCUGGUUUCCUUCAGUGUCAUGCUGCUAGAGGUCUCCAAUGAGGGUUUUCCAGACACUCCAAUUUUCACAGACACGGUGGUCUUCCGGGUGUCCCCGUGGAUAAUGACGCCAAACACGCUGCAGCCUCUGGAGGUUUUUGUCUGCAGCAUCGAGAGUGGUGCAAACCCUAAUGUGGACUUCCUGAGUGCCAUGAGCGCCCUGGUGAGGAAAGCCAACUGCAAGCUGACCGUCUGCCCUCAGCUGGAAAACCGGAGUGACCGAUGGAUCCAGGAUGAGCUGGAGUUUGGCUACGUGGAAGCCCCCCACAAAUUAUUCCCUGUGGUCUUUGACUCUCCUAGAAACCGAGGCCUGCAGAAUUUUCCCCUGCGGAGGAUUUUGGGCCCCGAUUUUGGCUAUGUGACCCGAGAGCCUCCCAAAAGUCAGGUGUCCGGCCUCGAUUCCUUUGGGAACCUGGACGUCAGCCCUCCCGUGACGGUCCAAGGGAAGGAAUAUCCCUUGGGGAGGAUCCUUAUUGGAAGCAGCUUCCCCAGGUCUGGCGGCAGGAGGAUGGCGAAGGUGAUCCGAGACUUCCUCUACGCCCAGGCGGUGCAGCCCCCGGUGGAGGUCUACUCAGACUGGCUGACCGUGGGACACGUGGACGAGUUCCUGACUUUUGUCCCAGCCUCCGAUAGGAAGGGUUUCCGGCUGCUCUUAGGCAGUCCCAGAGCCUGCUACCAGCUGUUCGAGGAGAAGCAGCAACAGGGUCAUGGAGACGCCGCUCAGUUCACUGGGCUGGCGGGUAUGGCGAUAAUAACAAUAGAUGAGAUCCUGGCUAAUGAGACUCUGAGGAGGAGCAAUAGAUAUGCACAGAACUGCAUUGACUGGAAUCGAAAAAUCCUGAAGCAGGAGCUGGGACUGAGCGAGGAAGACAUCAUCGACAUCCCACAGCUGUUUGUGCUGAGAAACUCCUUUGCAGAUGCCUUCUUCCCAAACCUGGUGAACUUGGUCGUCUUGGGGACACACCUGGGCAUCCCCAAGCCUUUUGGGCCCAUCGUCGACGGGCAGUGCUGCCUGGAAGAGAAGGUCCGCUCCUUGCUGGAGCCGCUGGGCCUGACCUGCACCUUCAUCAAUGACUUCUUCUCCUACUUUGAGCUGGAAGGGGAUGUCCACUGCGGCACCAACGUCCUCCGUAAACCCUUCUCCUUCCAGUGGUGGAACAUGAUCCCCUGAGCAGAAGGGUCUGAACCUUGCUCAGCCCCUUUGUUCGAACAAGGGAUAAGACGGUGCUAGCAAAGUGGAUAAAGGCCCCUGGAAGCUGUCGGUCUUAGAGGUCUUGUAAAUAAAGAUAACGCAGCCCAAGGAAUACCUAGGUUUAACUCGCUGUAAGGUAGGUCUGCCCAUGCCCUGCAUGGUCUUCCUUCAGUGUCCCAACACAACAGUCCCACACACAUUGUGUAUACGCAUGUUCAUCAUGCCAGUGCAUUCAUCACAUGCACGCUGGAGCACAGCGCACGGUUGCACAGGUUAACACACCUAUUGCUCAAAACUCAGCAUCUUCCAUGGGUCCUGCUUAGGGCUUUUUGGUUUAGCAACAACUCUGCUUCUGCCCCAUUCAUACGCCUAGCUCUGACUCAGAAGUGAAUCAUUAACUAGUCCCAGAUGGGAGAUCCUGGGCAAG
This is a messenger RNA of Alligator sinensis (Chinese alligator), 2757 nucleotides long. RefSeq names its product protein-arginine deiminase type-1. The transcript has 17 exons. Gene Ontology annotation, molecular function: calcium ion binding; protein-arginine deiminase activity. The record is from RefSeq and is a predicted model, not a curated record. NCBI's taxonomy places the organism in Eukaryota, Metazoa, Chordata, Crocodylia, Alligatoridae. Bases 219 to 2309 code for a protein of 696 amino acids. Gene Ontology annotation, cellular component: cytoplasm.